This is a messenger RNA of Cladocopium goreaui, 2778 nucleotides long. NCBI's taxonomy places the organism in Eukaryota, Dinophyceae, Suessiales, Symbiodiniaceae. The record is from the annotation of a GenBank genome assembly.
AUGGGAAAAACACAAGCCCCAAAGGACAAAGGUAAGGCUUCUACUGCUGCAAGUUCAGCAGAUACUUUCAUGAAUGAUGAUGAGAAGACCAUACGGAAGAAUAAGACUGAGAAGGCAAAACUAAAGGAAGUGACACCAGAUGGCCCAAAGACUGAGAAAGAUAGCAAGAAAGGCAACAAGGCAGUGGCACCUGAGACAAAGCAGGACAAGCCAAAGGAACCAAAGAGUAGAGACACUGAGAAGAAAGGUGAGACAAAGGUGAAAGCGAAAGAUCAAGGAGGCGAAAGCAGCAAGAAAAAGGAAAAGACGCCUGCACUGUCAGAGAAGGAAGGCCAGAACACAUGCAAGACAAGCAAGGUGGCUCACAAGGAAGGUGAGAAGGCACCAGGCAAAGACAGCAACAAGGACAGCAACAAGGAUAGCAACAAGGACAGCAACAAGGACACCAAGGAGGAUCUAAAGAAAGGAGAUGCUGCGAAGAAGAAAACAACUCAGAAGGUGGCACCUGAGGGAAAGACUGAGGAGCUGAAGGUGGAGGAGAAGACGACCAAGGUUAAGGUGUCAAAGAGUAGAGACACUGAGAAGAAAGGUGAGACGAAGGUGAAAGCGAAAGAUCAAGGAGGCGAAAGCAGCAAGAAAGACAUUGAUGCUCACAAGCAAGAUGAGAAUACAAAGGGAUCACAGACCAAGAAAGCGGAGAAGCCUCUGAAGCAGACACGGCAGACCGACAAAGAAGGAUCUGCAGAUAAGAAGGAGACCAAUGAAGCUGGAAAGACCACUGAUGUAGAAACAAAGACAAGCAAGAAAACACCUCAGAAGGAUGACACAAGUGAGGUUGCAGAAAAUAAAGGCGAUUCACAGACUGGCAAGAAAGCACAGAAAAAGGAGAAGAAAAAGGAGAAGAAAAAGGAGAAGCCUUCAGGUUCUACUCAGCAGAGUGAAGCAACCGCAGCUCAUGAGAACACCAGCAAAGAUGAUAAAGCAGGUCAAAAUGCUAAGAGUACCAGGAAGAACGAAUCGGGCAAGAGUGGCAAAGCGGGUGAGGCAAAGGAGAUGGGGACGCAGGAAACGCAAGCACCACUGGGUGAUGGUGGAAAGCCUCAAAAAAAGAAGGCAAAGCACGAUGACUCUGAAGUUGAGGCAAGGGAGGUGGAACAGGAAAAGGAAACACGUGAGACGGAAGGUGGUGACAAUUCCAAGACUGGUGGAUUGAAGCAGCCCGACGAGGAGGACAACAAGAAUGACAGGAAACAUAAGAAGACAAAGAAGGACAAGAAAGAAAAGAAAAAUACUGAUACGCAGAAGGGCAAUCCACACGACACAACACUGGCACGUCAGAAACCACUCGCACUUGAGGAAGUUGAGAAGUCAAGAGAAGCCACCAAGCUCGACCAGACCAAGAAAGCACCAGCCACUCAGCCAGAGAAGGCACCAACCACAGUUCUAGCUCUGAAAGAUGUGACAGAAACAAAAAGCAGAACCAGUGUCCCAGAGGGCGCUGAGGCUUGCUCCAGUGAUCAAGUGAUUGAAGUGUCACCCGAAAAAACAAGGAAACCCAAGAGAAAGGGAGAAGAUAGCACAAAGGAGGAUUCCACCACUGCAUCCAGUGGGAACCAGCAUGUCAAACGACCCAAGCCGUUGGCAAUUCAGGACAAAGCAGAGAAGCGAGACCACAAUGGUAGCCAUACGGGACCCACCGUCCGAUGUGGCUUCGCCCAAGCCCCCAAUCGAGAGAGUGAGGACCAUGCCAAGCUUUCUUGGUGGACUGGCGUUGAGCCCCACUUCUACCUGUCAGACGGGAAGCCAGGAGGAAAUUCAAGUGUCAAGGGUGAGAAGAAGACCCGGAUCCAAAAGUUAAGCCAGGAACAAAAAGAUGCCCUGGAACAGAUGGCAUCACCAAAGGAUAUGCCAUAUGAUGAACGGAAACGGCAGUACUCAGCCCUGAGAAGGGCUGUGAUCAGGUCAUGUGAGCCAGCGCUCCUUGCUAAGUUCAGCUUGAGUUCUGAUGGUGAAAGGUGGUCCAUGCUGAAGCAAUGGCUUCUAUCCGAUGGAAAGAUCGAUUCCAUCACUGUUGAAGAGCGCUUCACGAAGUGGUGUGAACAGCUUCGGACAGACAAGUACGUAACGGUGACAAAGUUGCAACUCUACAAAAUCUACGGGCGCUCGAAAGAGGCCAAGGCUUUCGUGGAGUCAGUUACCAAGGGACAAGUUGGAGUUCCACAUCCUCAAUGUCCAAACAACGAGGCUGCAAAAAUGUACAAAGUGCUACGUGAAGUAGCUGAAAACACUAGCACUGGAACUAGGGGAGAGACCGACAUGCGGGUGGGUGGCAGAGUUAGGUCUGCCUCUAUGAAAGAGAUGAUCGCCAAGCAACUUAAGGUUGGAAUGGAGAGUCUUGAAUCCCAGUCCCAAAUGGACCUUAAGACAGGAGUUGUUCGAAGUAAGAAGGCAAAGAAAGAGAAAACGCCAGCUCAGACAGCCUUGGGGGAAGCCAAACAACUUCUCACAAAGUACAAGAGAUGCCUGAACGAAGUGCCGAAGUGCAUGGAUGACCUUUCAAAUCUCAAGGUUCGCAAUUCUGAGGAGCUCGUUGAUCCCGAUGACUUGUAUAGUUGGCUAGAUACCCAAAAGCCACUUUUGGCAGUGAUCGAACAGGAUCUUAGGGACGGCAAGCGCAGAGUGUCAGUUGCCAAGGGGCCCCGCAAGAGGGCUGCUCAGGCUGACGACACUGAGCCUGUCCAGAGCAGCGAAGCAAGUGGUUCCGGGGAGGAUGAUUAA